ACUCCGACCCUCGGACGCGAGCGGGCUCGCCGAAGGCUGCCGGAGAUGACGUCACACGCGCGUUCCUCGCCUGCUGCGUGCGAAGAAGCGAGCGAGAGAAAACGAGAGCGAGGGAAGGACGAGCAGGAAGAGCAAUGGCGACACUGGCUCGCCUCACACCGAGUCCGGGUACCUUCCUCAGCGAGCCUUGGUCUUCGUUCGUCGGUGCUGCUCAACUGCGUCUCGUUGACUACUCGCCUUUGAAGGAGUUCCACGGAGAGCUUGUCAACGAAGAAGAGAUGCUCCACCGCCGUCUGUUUCCAGUGCUGGAGGACUUUCAUCUUGUUGUCUGCCAUGUCUGCAAUCAGGUGGUCACUCCUCAGGCCUUCCUCACGCACUACGGUAGUUGGGGUUUAGUUUCGCAGUGAGACAGAGAGCAAGAGUCCUGGACCACAACCCCACCCUCCAUCCCCUCCCCACCUUUGCUCCCACAAAGACAUGCAUAGCAAGAACCAGAAGCGCCACAGCUCUCCCGUCCCUUCCAGGAGCCCGCUGGUCCUCAUGAAGGCCAAAGCCCCCGCAGCGGCCCCCGCCGUGGGAAGCGGGCCCGAGGACGCCCUGGCCUUUCGGAUCCCUAAAGACUAUCCUCACUCUCGCUUCAGCAAAGCGCCGCUCGCCGUUUAUCCUCCCAAGGGGGCUCGGAGCAAGUCAUGUGUAUCUCUUCCUGUUGUGAGCUUGGAAAAGAUACCCUGCCUCAGCCGAGCCAACUCGACCUCACAAGUCCGCCUCGCCGCCUCGUCGUCUUCCCCCUCUUCGUCCCCUCUCAAACACCCGGCGCUCCCGGCCGCGGCCUUCUCCAAAGAGAAAAUACCGAACGGCCGCGGUAGCGCGGGGCCGUCCACGCCUCGCUCCUCCGCGUCGCCGUCGUCCCUGGACACACGCACCAGCCCGGCGCGUUCUCCUCCCGAAAGGCGGCCGGCGUCGUCGCUUUCCCCCUCGCCCGCUCACAGGUCAUCCUCUCAGCUGUCGUCGCUGUCACCUUCUGAGAAAAAGAAUCAAAACGGCACCAAGGCCUCUUCCAGGUCCCACAACAGGCUUUCAGGAAGAGUAUUUGACCCAAAUAAGCACUGUGGCGUCCAGGACCCUGAAACCAAACAGCCGUGCACGCGCUCCCUCACCUGCAAGACUCACUCCUUAACCCACCGCCGGGCCGUGCCUGGCAGGAGGAAACAUUUUGACCUCCUCCUGGCCGAGCACAGGGGGAGGACCAAGGAGAAGGAGAAAGACAAGGACGGUUGCAGCCCGAGUGUCGGCUCACAAGACGUCGCGUCUCCCAGCAAGUCUCACUGCCCUAAUGGACGUGCUCUGUCCUCACUGAAAUUGAAGCUGGCAAGCGCACACAUACCCAGGGUUCCAGGCAUCACCACCUCAGCUCCUCAACUUCCGCCACCAGCACCCUUCCCUGUCCCGGGUCCCUUCUCCGUUCCGGCCUCCGACCCGGAGCACUCGCCCCAACCUUGGACAGCAACAGGAGGCGGGGACGGCGAGCGGCUGUCCAGCGACGAAGGCGACGCGCACACUCCCGAAGACGCCCACGCGCCUGUCUUUCACUUCUCUAAAGUCCACCCGCAGCCUUCAGGGUUUUGCAUAUUCAGCAGCAGGCUCAUGGGACGAGGCCACUACGUGUUUGACAGGCGGUGGGACAGGAUGAGGCUGACGCUCCAAAACAUGGUGGAGAAGCACCUCAAUGCACAAAUGUGGAGAAAGGUUCCGCUUGCUGCAGAGAGCCUGGCCUCCCUUUCGCCCUCCGGCGUCACGUCCCAGCGGGCCGCCCUUCCCUCUCCUGCAUCGGACACUCGUCUGCCUUUAACCGCCUCGUCCGGUUCCGUCUCCUGCGGUACCUCCUUCCCUCAUCCCGCAUCUUUGCCUCGAAGUUUGACCUUCAGAGACACCCCGCAGCCAGUUUCCACUCUGGGAGCGUCCCAACACAGCGCGCACAGAGCCGGUCGCUCCACCAAAGAGAGAGAGGACUCUUUCGCGGGAGCUAAGAGGAAAUAUUCUUCCUACUCCUGCUCCUUUCGAAACUGGACCAGCAAUCAUCCGCCGUCGCAAGGAUCAGGCGGGCCGGACGCCACCCCGGCGAGGAAAAAGGGACACGGUCGUGAGGGAAACGGCCUUUGGAGCUACAGUGACCACUGGUUAUCAAAAGCGGAUUGCUCACGCGGUCAUAACUCAAAUAACAGUGAUCUUGGCAACACCGGAAUAUCCUACCCCAGCAGCAGGGAGCUGACAGCCGCCCCCUCCUCCGGAGCAUUGAAUUAUGGGCAAAAAGCAGAGGGGAGGAAGAGGAAGAGCGAUGCCUCUUAUGAAGGGAAGACCGGCAACAAGCUCAACAGGCUGGGCGGUGUGGACGGCUUCUUUGGGAACGGGAAUGACAGCGAGUCCCAAAGACAGGCCAAGUUGCAUCACUGACACCUGUAUGGUAGAAUGUCUGGCAGUCACCCCACCCAAACCCCCCACCCCCCACCCUCUCCCUCCAAAUCCCUUUAUUGACAGAACCAAUCAGACUGCCUCACCCGUCUGACGUCUCCGAUUUACUUCAGUUUACGGCAGCAAAAGCGGGCUCGGGACUCUUGGGCCACACGUUCUCGCCCGCUUGUUUUCACCCUCCGGUUCCAAUUUCGGACGACGUUGACGGAAAUUAAAGCGAGGACAACGGAGUCCAAAUGCCACGUUCAGAAGGCAAUUUAUUUUUCCACUUUUUUUUUUUUUUAAGAGUUUGUUUGUGGUCAGCUGUCAAGGAACUACUACAGGACUGGAACAUCAGCUUCAUUUAUUUCAUUUUUUUCCCUCUCGCAAUCUUUGCUCAACGGCAAACUUUUCAGUUGGGUUUUAGCCAGCUUCUUCGGCCUCUUACCUUCCCUCCCUCUCUCUCUCUCCCUCCCUCUUUUUUUUUUUACUCCCCAUUUUAUAUGAAGCGGCUUUUUACGCGGACUCUCUUUGGAUUCUUUUGUCCCGUGUGCAUUGUGUACACCCAGCAUGGCUGUUUAAAGUGCUCUUACUGCCCUCGUCCUCCCUCGCAGCAGCUUCCAGCAGUGCCACACUAAGACCCCCGUCCACGUUUAAAAGAAAAAUAUAUAUUUACAGGAAGAAAAAAUGUUAACCAAUGAUGCCGUUCAAAGGGUUGAAUUUCAAUAUAGGUGGAAGUCUGAGCUAAAGGAAACAUUUUUUUUUUUUAAGCUAUUUUAACAGAUUUUCUCGUCUUUCUAGAGUGCGCGUACCAUUUAUGGUGGGCGCUAAAAGAAUAAUUGUCAUUUAGAAGAAAUGCUGAAAGUAUUAUUUUUUUGAAAACGUGUAGAUAUCUUUUCAUGAUUUCUGUUUUGUAUUUAUUAUCUUCCCCGUUUAUACUGAGCUGCAGAAGGGAGGACUUAAACAGCUAUAUAAUUUGAAUUCAGUGGCCUGUUUUUUUUUUUCCGCCCCAAAAUUCACUAUAUUUGUAAUUUUCUAUAUUUUAUUUUCACGUUUUCUUUGCUCGAGUUCCAACUUACGUUGCUCAAGUUCCAGUGUGUCUCUAUUGACCAUUACCCAACACACUUCUUCAUCCAUGCACUAUUUUCAGUCGACGCACAAGCUUUAUUGAAAGAUAAAAGACGGGAAAAUAUUUCAUCACCGCUCCCUGCAGUUACUUCCUCUUCCCUCGCUUCACCGCGUUGCUCAUCGCGAGCGGAACGGUGAGAACAUGCUAUUAAUGCUCUCGCGCGGAACGUGUGACGCGUCCGUUUGUCAUCACGCCACCGCCCGGAGCUCAUCAUACAACAGGUGCUUUUUAAUUGAGAGUAAGAGAAUAUGAAAAUCAUCUUCAACUUCAGACCCGUCUAUCAGUAUUUCAGCUAUUUCCAACGUGAGUGCCCUUUUCAAGAGUAUUAAAGUUCAUUUAAUGUUGACAUAAAAAAAUCUACACGCACCUGUUCCAUUCUCAGGUUUUUGUGAUAUAGGAAAUGAAGAAUAGUCCACCAUUAUUGUGACCUAUAACCUAUAACUCAACAGGGAAGGGAAUUCUUUUCCAGAGAGGAAAUAAAUAUAACAGAAAUAAUGUGAUUUCACAAGUUUGCACACAGUCAGAAAAGCUUCACUGUAUACGGUGGCAGGUUUGGGCCGAUUCCCGUUUACGUGGCUUUGUAUGAUUGGUUAAUUUAGAACACAGCCAUAUCCUUGUCAUAAAAGGGUGUGUACACUUGUGCAACCACAUUAUCUCAACCGUUUACUUUUACAUACCCUCGUAAAAAAUAAAAAAUUGAGUUUAACUUGUACAGGCCACAUUGUCGAUACGGUCUCCCACAGAGUGCCCUUAUGACUGUGAAACCAUAAAAAACUUAAAUCCCCUGAUCAUAUUUACACCUGAAAUUUGUGAACUAGUUUUGGAAUCAAAAAUCAAGUGAAAAUAAUUUUUCUACAAUUGUUCAGACAGACACAAAAAUGCCUGUAAUAUUGCUACUUUUUCCAUAUAAUUGAAAUUUUGGUACAGAUUUUCACAAGACUCAUGAAAAUUAAGACACGCUUUGUCUUUAGCGGGGCACAUAAAAUCAUGUGGCGGGCCGGGUUUGGCCCCCCCCCGGGCCUUGACUUUGACACCUGUGUUCUACACGUUUAAACAGGGGUGUGUAGACUUUAUAUCCACUGUAGCUUGUGGGAAAACUGUUUUGCAUUUUAUUCCAAAGAAAGGUCUCACAUUCCUAUGUUCAUCACUGCUCUCCACAGUUUUUUUUUUUUUUUUAAGAUUGAUCCCAGUGUUAAGUAUAUUUCUUGUUUUUUUUUUUUUUUUUUGUUUUUUUUGAGGGCGAGGAGGAAAACACUGUGUUAAAAACAUACGUCCGGCCUAAUGUUCAUAGUCUGGGAGCUUCUCAACUAAGGUUUAUUAUCUCGUCCUUAAUAGGAACCCCAAUGUGAGGUGAUAUUAUGACAAUGCAGCUAAAACAAUGACAAAGUUCACAAACUAUUUUCUUUUUUUUUUUUUUUUUUUUGUACGUCAUUUAUCUUUGCUUGUUGUUAACGCUUCCCUUUCUGUGGUGUUUGCACUUUGGAACAAAAUCUUUAACCAAGUUAUAUAUAUAUAUAUAUAUAUAUAUAUAUAUAUAUAUUUGACACGUUCAAAGUCACAAAAUUUAUAUUUGUACGUCUCUGGCAACUGCAGUUUAAAAAAAAAAAAAAAGGAAGAGUUAUAAGAACAACAACCUCCUCCUGAUACCAGCGCACUGUUCUUUUUCUUUUUUUUGUUUCAGGAUGCAAACUGUGGUAAAAGUUGAAUGUCUUGCUACUCGCCUUGUUAUUAAAUGCAUUUAUUUCACUGCCGUCAGAGCAGUUGUUUUACAAAAAAAAAAGAAGCUUUUAUUAAAUAACUUAAGUGUGAUGGUUUUCGGUGGGGAGAAUUAUUUCAUGUCAAGUACAUGGUGAAAACAACUUUUUUUUUUACACUUAUUUUGACAUUUCCAUGUCUGCAGUUUCAUUUUCUAGUGUUCUUAAAGGAAGUGUGGCUUAAGCCUCAUUACGUCAUGUCUGCUUGUAUGCAGGUAGUUGGAAAAAAAAUAUUUAAUGUAAGAAAAAAAAAUCAAAACCUCAUGCGAGGAAUUUGAAUGAAAUUACUCAAUUCCUUGAACUGCUAUUAUUUUGAAAUACCCGUGUUUGUGUGAACGUGGCCUUAAAGCGGCAGCAAA
Messenger RNA from Syngnathoides biaculeatus (alligator pipefish), 5690 nucleotides. RefSeq names its product ataxin 7-like 1 (gene atxn7l1). The record is from RefSeq and is a predicted model, not a curated record. The coding region runs from base 478 to 2451 and encodes 657 amino acids. Lineage: Eukaryota; Metazoa; Chordata; Actinopteri; Syngnathiformes; Syngnathidae. The transcript has 13 exons.